ACGAAAAAAGAUGGAAUAUAAAUAUGGAGCAAGCAAGCACGUAUCACUGCAGCCAGGCUAGGGACACUCUGGUCUGUGCAACCCUACAAGCCAUAGAGACGGCAGGACAGAGAGACAGCUGCCUCUUAGACCAUUACACAUUAUGGAGGCUCUGUAUAUACAGCCUUUGAAAGAAGUCAGUGCGGCGAUGGAGGGAGAGGAAAGGGAAAAAAGUGGAGUACAGGAAGAGGGAGGAAUGGAGGCCUCGUCUCCCAUGGGCUUUACCACAGAAGAGGAAACAGAUGAGGAUUCAGAACCCGAGCCCCCACUAGUCGUUCGCAGGAAAGUUUCAUUUGCCGAUGCAUUUGGCCUCAACCUGGUGUCAGUCAAGGAGUUUGACAAUGUUGAAAUGUCAGAGUCAGAGGUCAACCAGCCUCCUGAGAGGGAUGCACCCCUUCCCUUAGAGGAGUUCUACAUGUCCUGUCUGUUUACAGUCCCUUUAUCCCCAGAGGAGCUGGACCAGCGGCUGCAGGCGCAGAUGGUUGAGCUGGAGAGCAUUGAGAUUCUCCCAGGAACCACCACACUUCGUGGCACCAUCAGGGUGGUCAAUCUCUGCUACAGUAAGUGUGUUCACACCCGGAUCACCCUGGAUCACUGGAACAGCUACUUUGACCUGGUUGCGGAGUAUGUACCAGGAUCCAGUGACAGGAAAACAGACAGGUUUAGCUUCACAUAUACUCUGGUUCCUCCCUUUGGAAGAGAGGGAACCAGAAUAGAGUUCUGUCUGCGUUAUGAAACGUCAGUAGGUACUUUCUGGGCUAACAACAAGGAAAUGAACUAUGUGCUGUUCUGCCACCAAAGACAAGUGAAAGAUUAUGGGCUUCAAAUGCUAGAGGAGAGUAACUGCAAGAGCAAGAGGAGCUGUCUGAGAGCUAACAGGAGGGGAAGUACAGAGGAAAAGACCAAGGAGGCCAUUACCACAGCAACAGUGUCUGCAGAAACAGAUGCCACACUUGUGUUAAAUGUGGAGGAGGUUGACAAAAACAUAGAGGACAGAGCAGAGAAAGAAUCAUUACUCUACCAGGAAGAAGACAACCCUUUGGUGGACAGCAUAAAAAACCAACACAGAGCAGGAUAUCUGGCACAUCUGCAGGACUACCUCUCCCACAGAAGACAAAUACCAAAGGUUUAUUCAUCUGAAUCAGCCAGUGGCGAGGAGGUUUCUCAGCCUAUGCCAGCUCCAUGGGAUGACUCUGCCAGCUUUCUCUAUAAACACCAGAAGAAACAAGUCAGUGAGCGACGACAGGUUCUCACCUACCAUCAGAUUCCUCUGCUUACUCUGGAUUGGAACAGUGAUAAAGUACAGCAGUGUGGGGCUGCUGAUGUGGAUGACAUCUGGACUGGAAGAGCAAAAAUGACCUUAUCCAAAGCAUCAGAGGGAAAAAUAGAAGAUACACCUCCUGUUAAUGAUAUGUGGGAGACACUUCUUAACUGUACAGAUGAUACCACUAAUAAAGGAAUCUCAGUGUGUGAUGUAUGGCAGGAAUUUCUUAAUGAGCAGAGCUAUAAGGAUCAUUCUGCUGUUCCAGAGUCAGAAUGGCUGCAGACAGCAGCAUCGGUGUCUCCCUCAAAUGAUAGGGAGUCCCAAACCCGAUAUGCGGUAAGCAAUCAAGAGUGUCAAGAAUUUCAUGUGGGCACAGAUAUACCCGCUGCCUUACAUGCAGACACCUCAGCUACGAGUCAGCUGCUGUCAGACACUUGUGAAACUAAUGUUGCCUUGAACGCUGAAGACCACCAGUCAGCAGAGGCAUGUGUCAGCAGGGCAAGAGAUGACAACACAGUGACACCAGAUGCAUCGCAAAGGUCACAGACAAACUCUGCAACAGACUCUCCACAGGAAUUUAGCCUCAUGGGGACAACGCCUAUGUCCGAAGGCUCUGUUGACAGUUCAUCUGAGUGUCACAAACAUGUGAUCUGGGAGCGAGAAAGAGAAGGAAUAAUAGGGGGAGCAGAAGGAACAGGAGGAGAUGAGCCCUUCACACCGCAUACAACUGACUUACGCUCAGGGGAGUCGGAGACAACAGACAUGACAGCAAUGCCAGAGUCUCAGAAUGCCAGAGCUGUUGAUAGGAUCUCACAGGGAGCAUGGCUGGAUGAGGGUCUUUCUUCCAGCGGGGAAGAGCAGGUUACAGGUACAGCUCACAAUGCAAUGGAUGACAUGCUGGCAUUUAGGGAGACAACCAGACAGGAGACAAAGGAUGGGGAGAGGUUUGAUUUUUCCACAUCCAGACUAGGAGCUGAGGAAAGGAUCAUGACAAAUUGUGUGGGAAAUAAAGUAGCUACAGAAAAUGAGAUAUUUAGGCCACAGAAAACAGAAGAGUGUGAAAUCUCCCAAAGUUUGCACGCCAGGGUCCCAGAUCGUCAGUGCGCCGACGAGGACACGCCAACAGGGGCUGUCACUUCUGGUCCUGAGGGGUUGGACGACGUCAACGCUGGUCCUGUUCUUGAUCCCUGGAGGGUUGACGGCCUCGACACCACCUCUGCCCUUCUUCCUGAGGGGUGCACCAAUGAUGACGUCGACGCUGCCCCUGUUCCCUGGUGGGUCGAUAGCUGCAAUGCCACCCCUGUCCUUCCUCCAGAGGGAGUCACCAGCCAUGCCACCCCACUUCUCCUAGUUCCAGAGUUUUUCGCUGACAGUGAAGGUGCCCCCUUCUCCUAG
Monopterus albus (swamp eel) is the source of this 2698-nucleotide messenger RNA. It is a transcript of the gene ppp1r3aa, whose product is annotated as protein phosphatase 1, regulatory subunit 3Aa. The transcript is spliced from 6 exons. Gene Ontology annotation, molecular function: glycogen binding; protein phosphatase 1 binding. The record is from RefSeq and is a predicted model, not a curated record. Gene Ontology annotation, biological process: regulation of glycogen biosynthetic process. Gene Ontology annotation, cellular component: protein phosphatase type 1 complex. The coding region runs from base 143 to 2698 and encodes 851 amino acids. Lineage: Eukaryota; Metazoa; Chordata; Actinopteri; Synbranchiformes; Synbranchidae.